AUGUGGCCAUGGUUUCCCAAGCAGUCGUCUAGUGGGACCAUUUCGAGACUUCUGUCCCAUGGAAUAAAGCCCUUUCCGAAAGGGUCGUAUACGCUUUUCGAGCCGGAAGAUGUUGAAGUUGACAUUGUGUUCAUCCAUGACCUGACUGAAAACCGCGACGAGGCGUGGAGGUUGACGGAGUCGAAUGAUCCCUGGCCCAAGCAGCUCCUACCGGGCCAAGUCAAGGCGCGGAUUGUCGCCUUCGGAUAUGAUGCUGGUAAGAUGGCGAAGCUAGGCGACAUGCUCGACUCGGAGAAAUUGGAACAACACGCCAAGGAGCUCUUAAAAGACUAUCCGUUCCGUCUCUCUUCAACAUCUCCGUCUGACGCACUGCAUGGAGAUACCCAGGAGACACAGCCAGGUCUCAUCCAAACUCCAGUCGGUAUAGAACGGUCCGUCAUCUUCGUCGCCCACGGCUUCGGUGGUUUGGUGUACGAACAGUAUCUAUCUGCGGAAUGGGCCGUCCUCCCCGAUUUCGAGCCAAUCCCCAUCGACAAGAGUCAUUUCGAGAUGACAAAGCUGAUUGAAACAGACCCGGCCUUUUCUAGAAUUGCGGAAUUGCUCAAUAAACGGGCGGAAGAACUGCGUUUGAAGAGUGUCGACGACGAGGAGCUACCCUCACCCCGGGACCCGCUCAGCGAUAUGAAAAAGAUCUUUGGAUAUGUGAAACCGCAACCGCAACCGCAACUGCAACCACAACCAAGUAUCCAGGCGGACACCUCUGCGCCAGGCAAGGCCCCUCAAGAACCGGAGGAUAGGCAUCCGAACGUCUUAAGAGAUAAUAUCACUGUGCUCUAUGACAAGGGUAAGGAGAGCACAAUAGAUAUUGUCUUCGUGCACGGAUGGAACGGACACCCAGAGACGACUUGGACACAUAGCGACACCAAGUUCUUUUGGCCUUGGGACCUGCGGAAGCACUUUCCAGACGCUCGUGUAAUGGUUUACGGAUACGAUGUCGAGUUUUCACCAAACAUGCAGUCCAAAGUGAUCGAAUUGAUCGAAGGGCCAGCUAUAACGCUUAUCCGUAGUCUUGAAGAUCGAAGGCAGAAAGUUUUUGAGCAAUACAGACCCCUGGUGUUCAUUGCUCAUAGCUUCGGCGGGCUGGUUGUUAAAAAGGCGCUCAUUCUUGCUUCGGAAACACCAACCGAGGCCGACCCCCGUCGUAGUAUUCAUACUGCGGCAAGAGCCGUCGUAUUCUUCGGAACUCCUAAUGCUCACAGCAGCUUUAGCAGUAUGGCUCAAGUCCUGCUGAACAUCGCCAAGAUGUCCUUCACGAACGUGCCUCCGAAUUCUGUAUAUGCCCUCAGGUCUCUUUCAGACGAAGUUCUUGCUCUUACAGAUCGUUUCCGAAGAAUUGUUUUUGAGCUUAUUUCCCUGGUGAUAUAUACCUGUGUAGAAACGAAGAUAACUCCGAAAGUAGGGGAAUUGGUCGUUCGCAAGGAUUCCGCCGUCUUCGGCUAUCCAAAUGAGAGAACGGUGUUCAUUAACGCAGACCAUGAGCAUAUGGUGAAAUUUACCCACGAAGAUGACGAUGGCUACAAGAAAGUGCGGGAUAUAAUUCAAAGCAUGGAGAGACGUGUUAUCAGCGCACCUAAGUAG
Messenger RNA from Didymosphaeria variabile, 1638 nucleotides. RefSeq lists its product as uncharacterized. Lineage: Eukaryota; Fungi; Ascomycota; Dothideomycetes; Pleosporales; Didymosphaeriaceae. The record is from RefSeq and is a predicted model, not a curated record. Bases 1 to 1638 code for a protein of 545 amino acids. The transcript is spliced from 7 exons.